ACUCCCUCCCCCCCUCAAAAAACAAGAAUAAGAGAGUUUAAAGAAUAUUAAAGAAAUGAAGCUCUGGUUCUUGGCAAUACUUAGCUUGGCCUCCAUACUUGGCAGCCUCGCACAGCAAUGCGGUAGCCAAGCCGGGGGAAAGACAUGCCCCAAUGGGCUAUGCUGCAGCCAAUUUGGCUACUGUGGUUCCACCUCGGCUUACUGCGGCAAUGGCUGCCAGAGCCAGUGCAGCGGCGUUGGUGGCUCCGGUGUUGCCUCUCUCAUCAGCUCAUCACUGUUCGACCAAAUGCUCAAGCACCGCAACGACGCGGCCUGCCCGGCUAAAGGAUUCUACACCUACAACGCUUUCAUUUCUGCGGCGAAUUCCUUCAGUGGCUUUGGGACAACUGGGGACGAUACCACUCGCAAGAGGGAGAUCGCUGCUUUCUUGGCACAGACCUCCCAUGAAACAACUGGUGGGUGGGCGACUGCACCUGAUGGCCCUUAUGCCUGGGGCUACUGUUUUAAACAGGAGCAAGGCAAUCCCCCGGAUUAUUGCGUCCAAAGUUCACAGUGGCCUUGUGCUCCAGGAAAGAAGUACUACGGCCGAGGACCGAUACAAAUCUCCUACAACUACAACUAUGGACCGGCUGGUAAAGCCAUUGGCCAAGACCUGCUCAACAAUCCGGACUUGGUCGCCACCGACCCUGUCGUCUCCUUCCAAACGGCGUUAUGGUUCUGGAUGACCCCACAAUCCCCAAAACCUUCAUGUCAUGAUGUCAUCACCGGGCGGUGGACGCCAUCGGCUGCCGAUCGAGCGGCGGGACGUGUUCCGGGAUAUGGUGUCAUCACCAACAUCAUCAACGGUGGGAUCGAGUGUGGCAAGGGGCAGGACAGUAGUGUGGCAGACCGGAUUGGGUUCUACAAGAGAUACUGUGACCUUCUGGGAGUGAGCUAUGGAGACAACUUGGACUGCUACAACCAGAGGCCUUUUAAUCAAUAAGUUCUAUAACAAAUGCCUGUAAUAAUAAAGCUGUAAGACUACUUCGUAGUACUAAAUAAAUCAGCUUUCUUUGAGAUCUGAAAUAGUGUGGAUCUUAUAUAUCUUGUAGCCGUUAUAAUGGAAGUCUAAUGGUAAUCAAAUGAAGUUGACAAUAAAAGCAAAAGAAUAAAAGAAAGUUUGCUCAAUU
This is a messenger RNA of Elaeis guineensis (African oil palm), 1169 nucleotides long. RefSeq names its product endochitinase. Gene Ontology annotation, molecular function: chitinase activity; chitin binding. NCBI's taxonomy places the organism in Eukaryota, Viridiplantae, Streptophyta, Magnoliopsida, Arecales, Arecaceae. The record is from RefSeq and is a predicted model, not a curated record. Gene Ontology annotation, biological process: cell wall macromolecule catabolic process; chitin catabolic process; defense response to fungus.